This is a messenger RNA of Heteronotia binoei (common prickly gecko), 1749 nucleotides long. RefSeq names its product cell division cycle 123 (gene CDC123). NCBI's taxonomy places the organism in Eukaryota, Metazoa, Chordata, Lepidosauria, Squamata, Gekkonidae. Gene Ontology annotation, cellular component: cytoplasm. The transcript is spliced from 13 exons. Bases 54 to 1073 code for a protein of 339 amino acids. The record is from RefSeq and is a predicted model, not a curated record.
GGUCUGGCAUCCAGUCUUGCACACUUCAAAAGCAUUCUGAAAGGAGGGGCAGGAUGAAGAAAGAGCAAGUUUUGAACUGUCAGUUCUCCUUCUGGUAUCCACAUUUCAAGAGUCAGACUAUUCGCAGCAUCAUACUUCCACUGCCACAAAACGUGAAAGAUUACCUACUGGAUGAUGGGACUCUGGUAGUUUCAGGAAGGGGUGACCUCCCAAUAUGUUCCCAAGACGUCGGCGAUGGUGACGAGGCAGAGGAAGUUCAGUGGUCUGAUGAUGAGAACACCACAACCCUCAAGGCCCCAGAAUUCCCUGAGUUUGCACUGGAAGUUCAAGAAGCCAUCAGUGCCCUGGGAGGCAGUGUUUUCCCCAAGCUCAACUGGAGUGCUCCAAGGGAUGCCUACUGGAUAGCGAUGAAUAGCUCCUUGAAGUGUAAAUGCCUCAGUGACAUCUUCCUUCUUUUCAAAAGUUCAGACUUCAUUACUCGAGAUUUCACUCAACCGUUUAUUCAUUGUAACGAUGAUUCCCCAGACCCCAGCUUGCAGUAUGAGCUUGUGCUCCGGAAAUGGUGUGAAUUAAUCCCUGGAGCCGAGUUCAGGUGUUUUGUAAAGGAAAACAAGCUCAUAGGUAUAUCUCAGCGAGACUACACUCAGUACUACGAGCACAUCUCUAAACAAAAAGAAGAGAUCUGUAGAUGUAUACAGGAAUUUUUCAAGAAAUACAUACAAUAUAAAUUCUUUGAUGAAGACUUUGUGUUUGACGUCUGCAGGGACAGCAGGGGAAGGGUGUGGCUAAUUGAUUUCAAUCCCUUUGGUGCAGUAACAGAUUCCCUGCUUUUUACAUGGGAGGAGAUGCUCUCUGGGAAUAACCUGAAAGAUGAACAGAGUGAAGGAGCAGUGAUGGAACAGGAGUGUCCCUCAUUCCGUUGUACAAACAGCAGCCUCACUGUCCAGCCAAGUCCUUACCUCAGCUACGGGCUCCCCAAAGAUUUUGUUGAUCUUUCCACUGGAGAAGAUGUUCACAAAUUAAUCGACCUGUUGAAACUAAAAAGAAAUCAGCAAGACGAUGAAGAAUCAUGAAGUAUAGGAUGAAAAAUGAAGCAACGUGGGAGGCUAUAGUUUGGUGGAGGAAGCAAGUUUGUACACCAGCGGCUAAAAAAAAAAAUCUGUUUUUUAUAUUGUGCUCACAUAACUGAGACAAUGCCAGUUUUGUCGGGGCACUUUAUUAAAUGCUUGUAUAUUCAGCAUACUUGUGGAUGAUUAUUUGGUGUCCGGCCAACCCCUUAGCUAUGCCUUCCUUCUCCCUCCUGCCUUUGCAGUCCAUUCCAGCACUGCUGCUGCUAUAAUUCUGUCCUCUGCAGCAGAACUACCCCCUUGGAAGGCAGCACUGGCAGCCGCCAUAGCUCUUUUAGACUUAAGAGAGAGAGAGGACUGGAGCUCUCUUCACUGCUUUGCAAGGAAGCAGCCAAUCCUUUGGUGUGAAGGACAGCCCUUUUUACUUCCCACAGACUCAAGGCUUUCUGCUUUGGUGUUCAUGGCAUGGCUGUGUGUUGCACUUACCACACUCUUUUCCCCAGUACUUAUUUGCAGUACCAAGACCUCAACCCUGAAACCGCACAAGCAGUUGUGCAGGCAGGUAACUGGUGCCCAGGGAAGAAGGCACUGUGGCUGGGGCAGAGGGAGGCUUCGUCGCUCUAACGUAUCUUUGCUCCUUCUCAUUUAUGAGAAAAAUAAAAUAAUUAAAUGCACAAAAAAA